Molecule: messenger RNA, 480 nt
Organism: Staurois parvus
Lineage: Eukaryota; Metazoa; Chordata; Amphibia; Anura; Ranidae
Source: the annotation of a GenBank genome assembly
AUGUUGAUAGGAAGAUAUUGGCAAAAAUUAUUUUUCUGGCGUUUAUCGUCUAUUGCGGGCAAUUUACUUUCUCGCCAUCAGCACUGUUCAGUUCAGGGAAGAAGCACUUUUUCAGCGGUGUUAGCUGUCCGGGAGGCCCUGGAGCGGUGCAGGGCUGCAGGCUUGGGAAAGUUCCUGCUGGCAUUGGAUCAGGCCAAAGCUUUUGAUCGAGUCAAUCAUGAGCACCUAUGGCUGAUUCUUGGCAAGUAUGGCCUGGAGGGGGGCUUUAUCGAUUGGCUAAAGACUUUAUACAGAGGGGCUGAAAGCUUCAUGCUUGUGAAUGGUUGGAUUGGACGGCCCUUUGAGGUUGGCUCAGGUGUGCGUCAGGGGUGUCCUUUGAGUCCUCUGCUAUAUGCGUUUUGUAAUCGAUCCCUUCAUUCGGAGGUUAGAGAGCGGACCGUGUGUGGAGUUCCUUUGGCAUUCCUGGGGGGCCCGCUCUGA